GAGUGUAUUAAUGGAAAAUAUGGUAUCAACUGUAACAAUAGUUGCAGCUGCCAAAUGUCAAAUACCAAAACUUGUGAUAAUGUCAAUGGAACCUGUGCAUGUGUUAAUGGCUGGAAAGGAGAAACUUGUACUAUUGAUAUUGAUGAAUGUGCUGAUCGCUCAGGAUCAUGUCAGGAACAUUCUCAUUGUCUCAAUACAAAUGGAUCUUACAUCUGUGUUUGUGAUGAUGGAUUCAUUCAGAAAGAGAACUUUUGUGCAGGUAAGCAAUUGAUAAUUAAUUUCAAUAUAAAAAAAUGACUUAUAUAUUUCUGCAUACACCAUUUUUGGAAAAUGUAUCAAAUAUCACUUUUUGAAUAAAACUUUUUACAAAUGUAAACUUCUUUUAGCCAUUUGAUUUGAUGCACAUGCAUUUACAAGUAUAACUAUUACAAAAGUUAAUUUCUUUGACUUUUUAAUAUUUUUGUUUACAUUUUGGACAGAUGAAAAUAAGAGAGCUGUAAACUCAAUGGAAAUAGACUUUUAGAAUAUAGGGACCAGUUCAUUUUGUUUUAAUUGAAAAUUUUAUAUAAUUUUAUAAUAAAAAUAAGGAAUCAUACAUUUUAUUGUGAAUAAAACGUUUAUUUAAUAUGAUAACUAUGUAAGGACUGGUAAAAUUUGUUUUCAAAACAUUUUUUAUAGAGUGCGAUGAUAACUCCUAUGGUCCAGUGUGUUCAUUGCGUUGUUCAUGUGGAGCAAAUUUUAGAUGUGACAAAACAAAUGGAGUCUGUUACUGCAAGCCUGGUUUUAGGGGAGACAACUGUGAUAUUGACAUAGAUGAAUGCAGUGAGGCCAUUCAUGGCUGUAAUUCAGGAAAUCACCAAGCUUGUGAAAACAGCAUUGGUGGAUACCAGUGUGUAUGUCAAACCGGUUACACUAAAGAAUGUGAUCUUUGUGAAUGCAAAGGUAGACUCAAUGUUCCUUAA
This is a messenger RNA of Lymnaea stagnalis (great pond snail), 962 nucleotides long. The record is from the annotation of a GenBank genome assembly. NCBI's taxonomy places the organism in Eukaryota, Metazoa, Mollusca, Gastropoda, Lymnaeidae.